ACACACAACUCAGUAAAUCCGGAUGGUUCAUAAAUCGGUUGUAGGCGGAUUUAAGCUCGUGACCGUGGUGUGUGUGAGACGCUGAUCUGAGCUCAGGGGGUUUAUUACAGUGACCGUGAACUUCUGUGUGGGGUUUAAUAAGUCUGUAGUGUGUCAGCUGGGAUGUCGAGCAGGAAACCAGCAGACAGGUGGAUGGGUGAGCUGUCAGUCUGAGAGAGAGAGAGCGUUAAAGGUUUCCUCAGAAUAGAGACAUCUCCGGUUCCUUCAGAAGAUCGUCGGUACACGUCAUGUCGAACUCUGGUGUAAAUGAGAACACUCCUCUGUUGGAGAGCACGGGGAGUCUUUACAGGUCGGAGUCGGUGUUCCGAGGGCGGCGUCUGGCCUGCGCCGCCAUCCUGCUGGCCGAGUCUCUGGAGCGGGUGGCUUUUUACGGCAUCACCUCCAACCUGGUGCUGUUCCUGAACGGCAGCCCGUUCUACUGGGAUGGCACGUUAGCCAGCCAGGCGCCGCUCAUCUUCAUGGGUGUGACUUAUCUGGUGUCUCCGUUCGGCGGCUGGUUGGCCGACGCCUGCCUCGGAAAGUUUUGCACCAUCGCAGGGAGUUUUGUUUUGUAUUUACUGGGGAUGCUGCUGUUCCCCUUCGUGUCCAGUGACAACACCCGGGUGAGGCUGUGUGGUGAAGAGAUGGCGUUUCCUGUCCAGCCGGUCGAGUGUUAUAACACGAACGCGUCACUUCCUGCCAACGUCAGCUGUCCGACCCGGAAGGCCUACUGCAGUCCUGUGAUCUACUCGGGCUUGGUGCUGGUGGCUCUGGGAGUCGGAGCGGUGAAGUCUAACAUCACACCGUUCGGAGCAGAUCAGGUGAAGGAUCGCGGUCCCGAAGCGACGAGGCGUUUCUUUAACUGGUUUUACUGGUGCAUUAAUCUGGGUGCGAUCGUGUCCCUGGGUGGUGUCGCCUACAUCCAGCAGAAUAUCAGCUUCUCUUUGGGUUUCUCCAUCCCUGCCGGCUGUCUGGGAGUCUCACUGAUCAUCUUCCUCCUGGGACGCACCGUCUUCAUCACCAAACCCCCGGACGGCAGCGCGUUCACACACUUGGUGAAAAUCCUGGGAUCGGCCUGCUGUGGGGGACCUGCAGAACCUCAACUGCUCAGGCCAAAGCCGAGUCUGCUGGACGGAGCGAAGCUGACGUACGGAGGGAGAUUCUCUGAAGAGAAAGUAGAGGAAGUGAAAUCGCUGCUGAAAAUCCUGCCUGUGUUUCUGGCCCUCAUCCCUUACUGGACCGUCUACUUCCAGAUGCAGACGACUUAUUACCUGCAGAGCCUCCACCUGCUCAUCCCCGGCACUGAGGCCCAGAACUCCACAGAGCUGCAACAGACACACUUCACGUUGCCUGCUGCCUGGCUGACGAUGGUGGACGCCGUGUUGAUCCUGAUACUGAUUCCUCUGAAGGAUAAAGUUGUGGAUCCGAUGCUGAAGCGCAGAGGCCUGCUGCCGUCCUCACUGAAGAGGAUCGCCGUCGGAAUGUUCUUCGUCAUGUGCUCUGCCAUCGCUGCUGGUAUUUUGGAGACAAAGAGGUUGGAGAUCGUUCACACUCAGGAGCCGAUUAGUCAGGACCUCGGUGGAGUGACGUAUUACGCUGCCAACCUGCCCAUAUGGUGGCAAAUCCCUCAGUACGUUCUCAUCGGCAUCAGUGAGAUCUUCGCCAGUAUCGCAGGGUUGGAGUUUGCGUACUCGGCGGCUCCUCGCUCCAUGCAGAGUGCUAUAAUGGGUCUGUUCUUCUUCUUCUCUGGUAUCGGCUCGUUCGUGGGCUCCGGGCUGCUCGCCAUCGUCUCUCUCAAACCCAUUGGAUGGAUGUCUUCACACCAGGACUUUGAUGCACAAACCCCUGCCCGCAGGCUUACAUCCUCCCUACCGAGUGCACUACUUUCCAUCUUCUCCCAUCACGCAGCAGCAGCACGAAGAACACAAGCACACACACUGAAACAUCAACAACUGCACACUGAAUUAUUAUUUCUUCCUCCUGGCUGGGAUUCAGGGCAUCACACUCCUCGUCUUCCUCAUCGUCUCGGUCAAAUACGAUAGGCAGAAAUCCAAAGUGAACCACAGGUCCUCAUUCAACUCCUGACCCACACACUCACACACGCACACACACACACACACACACACACACACACACACACACACACACACACACACACUGUGGAUUUCCCAGCAUGCCUUAGCAGAAGCCUGUCACACUACCCACCUGCAGUUAUUUAUAUAUUUAAUGUCCGGAUCUUCAGCCGUUCAGUAAAGAGAAUCGCGUCACUGACCGGAGAUCAGAUUUAUAACCUAUGAGUUUGGGGCUUCUGUGUUUCCUCUGUUUAACAUCCACAGAGUAACUGAUCCUGGGUCAGUCUCAGGACCGGAAAAGCCGUAACGUUGCCUGUGCCUCGGCAGCAGAGCUACAGAUCAGAGCCCGUCGUUCGUUCUGCUUCAGACGCUGAAUAUUCUCAUUUAAAUAAAUAAAUAAAUAAAUAAACAAACAAACAAACAAAUAAAUAAAUAAAUAAAACUCUUUAAAAUAGCAAACAAAAUAAAUAAAACAAACAAAAAUCCGCAUCACUUUGUAUAAACCGAAAUGAACAAGUCCUUAAGCGUCUCCGCUCGUGUCCUCGGGCAGAUUCGGCGUCGUUCGUCUCUAACAAACAAGUGUUUUUAAAUAUUUUACUACGUAACCGUAGAAACGUCAUUACGUGUGCGAGACGUCGAGACGCUUCUUCUCUCUCCCAGGACCUCCAUUAGGUGAUGAUGAUGAUGAUGAUGAUGAUGAAGGUGAACGUUCCUUCGUCAGUUUGUAAACCAAACUGCUCACUGCUCUGUAAACAAAGAUGGCCGCCUCUUAUAGCUACGUUGUUAAAUUAAUGAAGGACGUUUCAGACAUUUUUUUUAAACACGUCUUUUGCCUGUUAGUUUGUGUCCGGCGUUAAUCUGGACAUCUGAUUUUUAUUAUUUUUUAAUUAUAUAUAUAUAAAAUAAAGAGUGUGUAAGAUUGAGCACUUAUCCACAUGAAGAUGUGAAAGCGUGUGUGACGUCACACAGUUGUGUGUCUUCAGCACUGCACUAGUUCAGCACUCAGCACUGCACUCUGAUUGGCUCCUCCGUGCCGCGUGCUAGCGAGGAUUAGCGUGUUCGUCUGGACAAAUCACUGACUGACUGUUGACACUUUUGUCUCUGACCUGUUUCCUGUUUGCACUUUUUUAUGGUGGUGUUUUUCAGAACGUUUGUUUUCUUUAUUUCCUCUCUGUGUGACUGACGUCUCGCUUCUCCACAUCCUGCUGCAGAAAUAAACGAUGUUUCUCACUCG
Tachysurus fulvidraco (yellow catfish) is the source of this 3345-nucleotide messenger RNA. RefSeq names its product solute carrier family 15 member 4 (gene slc15a4). Lineage: Eukaryota; Metazoa; Chordata; Actinopteri; Siluriformes; Bagridae. The record is from RefSeq and is a predicted model, not a curated record. Gene Ontology annotation, cellular component: membrane. The coding region runs from base 288 to 2081 and encodes 597 amino acids. Gene Ontology annotation, biological process: oligopeptide transport; transmembrane transport. The transcript has 10 exons. Gene Ontology annotation, molecular function: transmembrane transporter activity.